Molecule: messenger RNA, 3147 nt
Organism: Closterium sp. Naga37s-1
Lineage: Eukaryota; Viridiplantae; Streptophyta; Zygnematophyceae; Desmidiales; Closteriaceae
Source: the annotation of a GenBank genome assembly
AUGAAUAGAGAAGAAAUCACACCUCAGGUCUCUGCUGAAGGGGGUGCACCGUUAGGGAAAUCAAGAAAAUUUUUCAAAUCCAGCUUACAGGACAAGGGGAAGGGGUCAAGGGAAGGACCUGGUCCGACUGGUGCUCUGUGUGGUGCAGGGGCCAAUCAGCUGCUGCCACGUACCCCUCCAUUGAAGCAGCAGGGGCGGAAGGUGGAGGAGGGAGGAACGGGUUUGGAUGAGCGACGCAGGGACCAAUCAGGAGGUGCCAGGUGUCCGCCUAAAGAGGUGCUGUGUAGGGCAACUAGGAGCAGCAGUAGCCAUCCCCCUAAGGCUGAGGUAGUUGGUGUGGGGCAGAGUGAGAGGGGGAGUGAGCGAGUGAGUGAGAGGGAGAGUGAGAGAGUGCGAGUGAGUGAGAAGGAGAGUGAGCAGCAGCGGUUUGAGACGCCUCAGAAAAGGAGGGUGACUCGAGCAGGAAGCAUGGCAGGGGUAGACGGCACAGCAGGAACAACAGGCAAAUCAGGUGCAGGCAAAACAGGAACAGGCAGCAGAACAGGAGCAAAGCAGAAUAGAGCGAUGCCUGCUGAAGGGAGUCAUGGAGUGGUUAAGGGCGAGGAAAGUGGAGAAUUUGCUGGUAGACUAAGUCCCAACAGACGAUUGGAUGUGGAUAGAUUACUGGAAGCGACCACCUCAAGCCAGGUGAAAGCCCAGGUGGAUUUUCAGGUGUCGGAGAAGUCUGGAAGGUCAGGCAAGGCGGGUGCAGGCUGUGAGAGGCAAACACCAGUUCGUGAUAGCAUGGUGGGUGCUGCUGAUAAGGAGCUGGGUGAAGGUGAUAAGGAGUUGAGUGCGGUUGAUAAGCUAGGUGCCACUGGUAAGCCAGGUGCUGCUGAUAAGGAGCUUACGAAGGAGACAAAGUUGGCGGCUGUAGCAGAGCGUGAGAAUAGGGAAUCAAGCAAGCCGGCUGUAGCAGAGCGUGUGGUGAGGGAGUCGACCAAGCUGCAGCAUAGGUUGUGUGACGAGAGGAAUGGGCCUGAAGGCAGACGUCAUGGUGAAGCGGGGUGUAGUGCUGUGGAAAACGGUGGAGCAAAGCACAGUGCAAAUUCAGCAUCAGCCGCAGCAGCAGCAGCAGCAGCAGCAGUAGAAGGAAAAUGCAUGGAUUCAGCUGCCGCAGUGGCGCUUCAAAGGGCGUGUGAGCGAGCAGAGCUUAUGGGAAUGCCACCACCCGCCUGCAACCUUACCCCCACGCCCCUCCUCACGCCACCAUCCGCAUCCUCAUGUAGGGAUAAAUCGGCUAGGAGACAGCAGGCGGGGCGGGAGGGGGGGUGUGAGAAGUCUCAGGAGAGUGUUGUGUUGACGGUUGAGGGCCUGAGGGAGCAGCUUUGGCGGGAGGAGUGGGAUGAGGAGGAGGUUGAGAUGGGUUUGAGGGUAGAAGGUGGGGAGGAGAGCGGGGAGGGGAGAGAGGAGGGGCGAGAGGAGGGAAGAGAGGAGGACAGAGCAGAUGAGGAAAUUGGGCUGGAGGAGAAAGAAAAGAGGGCUCGGAAGAAGCGGGAGGGCGAGGAGGAGAAGAAGAAGGGAAGGAAGGAGGAGGAGAAGCAGGAAGGAAAGAGAAGGUUGAAAAAAGGGGUUGAGGGAGAGGGGUGUGAGGCAAGGGGAGGGGAGGAGAGCGAUGGGACUUUGGAUGAGUAUGGGGAUAGCUGCAAGCGGUGCCAUGAAGUUGGCUUCAUGCUUUGCUGUGACGGCAAGGCAUGCAGCGCCACAUACCACCUGCACUGCUUGGACCCUCCACUAGAUGACGUCCCUCCAGGUCUCUGGUUCUGCCCGGACUGCACCCACAAGCGCUUCUCCCUGGGGGUGCAUGCGGUGUGCGACUAUCCCACUACCCACAACGAGCACAACGAGCAUCACUGUGGUGGUUGUCGCGGUGAGAGUGGUGAGAAAGUGGGCAUGACUGCAGAAGCACCUGGGCCGGCAGGAACACUCAACGGGGUUGGGAGUGAGUGGGGUGUGCUGGGGGAAUUGGAAGGGGAGUGUGAGUCUAGUGGGGCGGGGAGUGACAGUGAGAGUAGUGAGGAGGAGGAUGAGAUUCCGACCAUGGCUGUGUGGGUGGAUGAGGAGGAGAGGGGGGUGGAGGGAAGGGGGGAGGAUGGGAGGGAGGAGGAAGGGAGGGGCAACGAGGAUGAAGACGGGCAGCAGAUUGUGCAAGUUACUGCAAGCAAUCAAACCCCUUUCCUUGCUUCCAUCCUUCAGCAUCUCCCCUCCCGCGUCCCUCGCCCCAAUCGCCAGCCCCCUCAUUCCUCCCCAUCCCCUCUCUUCAUUCACCCCCACGUGGAACCCCCAUUGAGCCCAACCAAGGAAGCUCAUAGCCAAGCGGGUCACCAGGCCACCUAUAAGGCCGGGGCAGAGGCACAAGUUCUGUCCCACCUGGAACCCCCAUGCACGUGGGAGCCGGCCAAUGGGAGCGUGCUGCAGGGGGCUGCCGGGCGGCGUUUGUUGGCACGAUUCUGGGAGAGGGAGCAGGGGGAGCAGGGAGGGGGGGUGGUGGAGGGGGGGAGGGACGGAAGGGGAGACGGAGCGGGGGUUUUGAUGUCGCGACUGCACGCCCUGUGCGCCAUACCGGACCGCUCUGCACCGCACUGGAUCGCAGUGUCUGACGCCCCGAUGCAGCAGCAGCUGGGGAACCUUAACGCCCUUAGGAGCCGGUGGAGGGACUGUGGUCCCUUGGGAGGUGGGGAGAGCAGUGGGGGGACGAGAGGGAGGAGGAAGAGCAGCAGGCAGCAAGGCACGAGCGACAUGCUGCAAGGAGCUAGCUAUGAGGAGCGCCCUUACCUCGUGGAGGUGGCUUGGGGCGCCGUAGCAGCGGAUGGCAGCACGUACGAGCGCCCUUACCUCGUGGAGGUGGCUUGGGGCGCCGUAGCAGCGGAUGGCAGCACGUACGAGCGCUCAUACCUCGAGGAGGUGGCGUGGGGCGCCAUAGCAGCGGACGGCAGCACGCAGCUGUGGUCGGCGCACGAGGCCAGUGCCGCCCGCUCCAUGGGGUGGCCGCACUCCAUCUUUUCCCUGCACGCCUGCCUACGCGUCCUGCUUGCCCCACACGAGCCCCAGGCACACGACUGGGAUGCUGGGGACGUGACCAUCAUGACAGUUGCCCCAGCUCAUUGA